Molecule: messenger RNA, 1300 nt
Organism: Helianthus annuus (common sunflower)
Lineage: Eukaryota; Viridiplantae; Streptophyta; Magnoliopsida; Asterales; Asteraceae
Product: homeobox-DDT domain protein RLT1
Exons: 2
Coding region: 726-1109 (127 amino acids)
Biological process (GO): regulation of transcription by RNA polymerase II
Molecular function (GO): DNA binding
Source: RefSeq, a predicted model, not a curated record
CUUACAACAUUGCUUUUGCUUUUCAUUAAUUACUUUCUCUCUCUUCAAUUUAUAAAAAACUCACCAGAUUUCAUCUUCCUCAUUCAUCUAUCCUCUCUACCACACUUUCCCCAAUCUCUCUCUCUCUUGUUCCAAUAUAGAUAAAACAAAAUCACAAAUGAAAUCGGAGGAACAAAUGAGCAUCAGAUCCAUAUAGACGACAUCUAAAUCUAGAUCUCGAUGCAUCUAAAUCUAGAUCUGGAUGAAAUCGGAGGAACAAAUUUUUUUGGGGGUGUUUUAAAGUUGAAAUCUGUUUUCUCCUCUCUCUCUCUCAAGAAUUUCCCCCUUCUCUCUCUACAUAUUUGUCUCCGCACAAAAUUAUUUUGUGGGUGUUGUAAAGUUGGAAUCUUUAUGUCGGUUUUCAUCUUGGAACCCUAGUUUUUUUGGGUAUUUUUCGUGUGAAUUUUUAGGGUUUUGUUUCAAGUUCUGAUUUUUAGCUCUGCAAUAGAGACUAAUGAUAAUAUUUAAUGGUCAAAUUGAUGGAUUCAAGAAACCCAAACGCCAGAUGAAGACUCCUUAUCAACUGGAGAUUCUUGAAAAAACCUAUGGUUGUAUGUCUCUAACUUUCUAAUAAUUUGUUGGUUUUUGAGUUGUGUUGUAUGAUUUUUUUUUUAAAUUUUUUUUUGGGUUUUCAGGGGUUGUGUGUGUGAUAAAUUUGUUAGAGUAUUAUGUUGAUGUAUUAAUUUAUGAUUAUAAUUUAUAAAGAUUUAUUAUUCAUGUUGUGGAUGAUUAAAUAUAUGUUUGCAGCCGAGAUGUAUCCGUCUGAGGUGACAAGAGCACAGCUGUCGGAAUCCCUAGGGUUAACCGACCGGCAGUUGCAAAUGUGGUUUUGCCACCGUCGGUUAAAAGAGAAGAAAGAAGAAAUUGUUAAAAAGGUAGUCGGGGAACAGAUGGAGGUUUUAAAAUCUUCUAAACGAGAAUUGAUUGUGGCUGAGCGCGAUGGUUCGCGGUCUAUGUCGCGUCAUGAGUCAUGGUCAGGUUCAGGUUCAGAGUCGGAUUCUAGCCGGGAUAAUGAACCCGUGGUGCGUAGCAGGGCGAAUGAGUUGACCCAAGAACCGCUGCCGCCAUAGUGAAGGAGAAAAGGGUUUUUGUAGGUGGUUGAAGAUAGUGGUGAAGGUGCAUGUUACAUUUUUUGAUCAUGUAAAAAGUGGGUUUUGUUGUUACACAUUGUGCAUGUUACAUUUUUUGAUCAUGUAAAAAGUGGGUUUUUUUGUUGUAUAGAAACAUAGUGUUAUUUGUUAUAGAUGUUUUACAGAAACAA